AUGGAUUUACCUAAUCCAAUUGUUCCCGCAGAGCGUGGUUAUUUUGUUCUUGACCUGCAUGGUGUAGCUCAUGCUCUCACGCAACAGAAGCUAAAUUCAAAUGCUACCCCAAAAUUAUUGGAAGACUGGACUUCUGCUAACAAGGUUUGUAGACAUACUAUUCUCAAUACAUUGUCUAAUGAAUUGUUUGAUGUCUAUUGUUCUUAUAAGAAAACCAACAAAAGUUGGGAGUCUCUGAUUCUCAAAUAUACUGCUGAAGAUGUCGGAAGAGAGAAGUUCAUCAUUGGACACUAUUAUAAUUGGGAGAUGAACGAUGAAAAAGAUAUCAAGACUCAGAUCAAUGAAUACAACAAGCUGUUGAAAGACAUGAAAACUGAGAAGAUUAUACUGCCUGAGAAUUUUGUCGCUGGACUACUAAUUGAAAAAUUACCAGAAUCUUGGAAGGAUUAUAAGCAGCAACUAAAACAUAAAAUAAACACAACUGAACUUAUCACCCACAUUAUCAUUGAAGACACAAAUAGGAAGGAACUCAAGGCUACAAGGGUAAAGGCAUUGACAUCAAGGACAAACAUGAUACAAGCUAAUAACAAAAGACACAAGAAGAGAAGUGACAAUUCUCUAAAGCUAAAUGCAAAUUUGGUUGAAGGAGAUGAUGUUAUAGUUGCGGUCAUUUCUCAAGCCUUGCUAAUGGCUAAUGUGAGUAAUUGGGUGGUAGACUCUGGGGCUACCAAGCACAUCUGUGUAAACAAAAUUAUGUUUACUUCCUACAGUUCAGUGGGAGAUGGAGAGGAACAAGUGUAUCUUAGUGACUCAAGAACGGCUUAA
Abrus precatorius (Indian licorice) is the source of this 825-nucleotide messenger RNA. RefSeq lists its product as uncharacterized. NCBI's taxonomy places the organism in Eukaryota, Viridiplantae, Streptophyta, Magnoliopsida, Fabales, Fabaceae. The coding region runs from base 1 to 825 and encodes 274 amino acids. The record is from RefSeq and is a predicted model, not a curated record. The transcript is spliced from 3 exons.